Molecule: messenger RNA, 1759 nt
Organism: Zychaea mexicana
Lineage: Eukaryota; Fungi; Mucoromycota; Mucoromycetes; Mucorales; Lichtheimiaceae
Exons: 3
Coding region: 183-1589 (468 amino acids)
Source: RefSeq, a predicted model, not a curated record
CUUCAUCAUCCAUGUUGAUCCCAUGCGAUUCCUCUGUAGAGUCUGAGCGUGCAGUAGACAAGGCUACUCUGCAUGAAGAUGUAGAUAAGAUUAAGCAUGAGGUUGUAUUUGUUGUAUAGAAGGAUCAAGAAACAUUAAAGGUACGUACAGGUAGCAGUAAGAUUAAUGAGCUAGGUAUUAUUAUGGCACCAAAUGACUGGAAUUUAUUUGUUUUGUUUUUUUUUUUCAAUAAGGCUGAAAUUCGCCGUCAGGUGGAUGAAGAGGUCAGCGCUGCACACAAGAGCGCCAUGGAUCUUCUUAUUGAAGAGCAGGAGCGCAAGUGGCAAGCAGAGAUACAAGGUAUCCGUAGCGACCAUGAGAAGGCACUGACGCAACUCGAAGCCAAUCAUGCCAAGCAACUGGCUGAUGCUGAGCAUGCUUUUCAACAAAAACUUCAGACUGCAGGUGAAGAGAAAGAACAUGCAGUGCAAGAACUGCAGACGCGCAUGGCCGAUAUGGAGAAAAUACUCGACGACUCUCGAACUGUUAGUAACUUGCGUCGUCUCGAACGACAGCUCAGCGAGAAUCGAGCAGCCUUUGACGAAUACAAACGCCAAGCAGCCCAGGCGACCGAGAUUCUUGAACGUCGUUUCCGAGAUGAAAUGCAGCAAUUACAAAGCGGCAGCGACGAUACUGCGGAGGUUUGGUUGGGCAAGAACCGAGCUGCACAACAAGAAAUUGAUCGUUUGCAAGCUGCAUCCAUUGAACUGGAGCAGACGCACGCAGCCAAAUUACAAGACACCAAAGACGAUUACGAAGAACAAGUGAAUGAUUGGAAGACCAAGUGUGAAUCACAAGAGAGCGAGUUGGAUAGCCAGGCGCAUCAAAUUGAAUCCUUGUUGACACAGAUUGAUGACUUGCAAAAUUCACUUGAAGCAGCGACGAAGCGAUUGGAGCGCAAUACUACCAAGAAACAACAACAGCAACAGCAAUUGAUGGAGCCGUCUGUAUCAGACGAGAUGACAGUGCAUCGAUUGUGUGAAGAAAAGUUGCAAGCUCAAAAGCAAGAGGUGGAGGAACUGCAUCGCAGAGUUUCGGAUUUGAAGCAGUCGCAUGAGACCCAGCUGAAUCGUUUGGGCCAUGAAAAGGCACGCGAGCUCCAGGAGUUGCGCAAGGAAAUGCAAGCUGUGCAGGAUCUGUUGGAGACGACAAAGACAGCUAGUGACGAGCGACUUUCGGCGAUUGCGCAGCAGCAUAAAAAGGAGAUCCACGUUAUGCAUGAACAAUAUCAGAAGUUGGUGGAGUUCAAGGACCGAGAGCUCGAAGAUUACUCGUAUCGCGUCAAGGCGCUAGCGGCUGCCAAACAAAAGGAGAUGGACCGAGUUCGAGAGGAAACCAAUGAAAAGAUUGGCGAGAUAGAAGGCCAGAUAGAAGGCUAUGAGGUGAGUUUUCUUCUUUCUACAUCUAUUUCUCAACUACUACCUUUUCUUUUUGGGGAGAGCUGGAAAGAGACCCAAGGGAGUGAGCCCGGUUUUUUCAUUUGUAUCUCAUUUUCUGCUUCCUUUCCCAUUUCUUCUUUUGUGCUUGACUUACUGGGGGGGUUUCUCUAGUACUAUACAAUGAUGAUCUGAUCUCAUAUUACUGUUAUUUUCUUUAUCUAUAAUCCAAUAUACCCCCCCCUCCAAUGCAUCAUCCAUCAUCUUUUGCAUCCUACACCAUCAUCAUCAUCAUGCACUACCACUACCAUUCAAUAGACACGUAUCCAUCAAUUUGAGCGACA